AGAUAAACAGUGUGGCCAGCCCCGAGUCUCUCUUGGAAGGCACCCCUCCACUCUCAGCAGCGCACUUCUUGGAGGCUCUCACACUUCCAUGCUGCAGUCAGAAGCUCACUGGAGUCCAGCAUGAUUCUUCUUACUGUGCUGUUCCUUUGCAUCAUUUCCACCUACUCAGCCUCUGUUAAAGGGCACACUACUGGACCAAGCUUAAAUAAUGACAAGCUAUAUAAAUUUUCUUACUCAACUGAAGUGUAUGUUGAUCGUGUGAAAGCAUCACUGCAGAAAAGUGCAGGAUACUGUCUUUCUUCUGGUGUGGAUGUCAAUCUCUUAUGGAGAAACCCAGAGAAUGAUGAUGACCAGUUGGUCAAAGUUACGAUAAAAGAUGUUCAAGUUGAAAAUGUGAAUGAACGUCCAGCUGCUAAAAACAUCUUCAAAGGAAAAAACACGGAGAAGAUCAUUGGGAAAGAAUAUCUGCAAGCUUUACAGAGGCCUAUGGUUCUUGAGCUUGUCCGUGGAAAAGUCAAAAACUUCUACUCAUAUGAAAAUGAACCUGCUUUUACUCAAAAUAUUAAGAGAGGUCUGGCAAGCCUUUUCCAGCUGCAGCUGCACUCUGGUCCUGCCCAUGAGGUGGACAUAUCUGGGAAGUGCAAUACUACUUACCAUGUGAGGCAAGAUCAAGUGACUAAAAUAAAAGACCUUGCCUCCUGUGAAAUAGAAAAACAAGGAUUUACCAGCCACAACCGGAUUUUAGAUGUCAGUACAAAAGCCACAUCUGCCACAAUUUAUGUGCUGGAAGACAGUUUCUUUAAAUCCAUUAAAGCAGAAGAAAAUUAUGCUUUGGCUCUGAAUUCUCGACGAAAAACAGGUGCCAAAAUAGUGUCAAAGCAGAGACUGGAACUGAAGUCAGUAGAAGCUGGGCCUGGACUGAUCGCUGGGAAGCAAGUGGCAGGUGUUAUCAAGACCUUGGACUCCAGUUACGUUGCUGUGUCACUGGUAGCAGAGCCAGUCAAAUCCAAAUGCAAAAAGUGUCCUUCACUUUCUGAACACUGGAAGAGCAUCAGAGAACAAAUGUAUCCUGAAAAACUCUCCAAAGCUGAAGCAGCUAAAAGCUUUUUGUCCUUCAUUCAGAACAUCAGAAAAGCUACGAAAGAGGAGAUACUGCAAGUUAUUAGAAGUGAAAACAAAGAACUUCUCCCGCAGAUAGUGGAUGCCGUAACCUCUGCUCAGACCCCAGAAUCACUGGAAGCCAUACUGGAGUUUCUUGACUUUAAGGAUGAAAGCACUUCUCUCCUGCAGGAGCGAUUCCUGUAUGCUUGUGGAUUUGCUUCUCACCCCACUGAAACGCUCCUGAAAUCUUUAACUGCUAAGUUCAAGGAGGAUAUUGCAAAUGAAGAAAUAAGAGAAACUCUUGUCACUGUCAUGGGAGCACUCAUCAGGAAGCUGUGUGACAGAGAAGGCUGCAAGCUUCCAGCUGUUGUGGAAGCCAAAAGGAUGAUUCUAAAUAGACUGGAGAAGGCUAAGAAAGAUGACAAUGUGAGGAUGUUCCUGCUGGCACUGAAGAAUGCACUCCUUCCCGAAGCAAUUCCACUGCUUCUGAAGUAUGCCGAGUCAGAAGGGCCCAUCAGCAAUCUUGCUGCCACUGCCUUGCAGAGAUAUGAUCCUUCUUUUCUCACCAAAGAGGUGAAGGAAACAAUGAACAGGAUAUAUCACCAGAAUCGCAGAGUCCAUGAAAAGACAGUGAGAACCACUGCAGCUGCUAUCAUCUUAAACAGUAACCCAUCCUACAUGGAAGUGAAAAACAUCCUGCUCUCCAUUGGUGAACUGCCUCUGGAAAUGAACAAGUACAUGCUCUCCAUGAUCCAAGAUAUACUUCACUUUGAAAUGCCUUCAAGCAAAACAAUUCGGCAAGUUCUGAAGGACAUGCGUACUCAUAACUACGAUCGCUUCGCCAAGACAGGCUCUUCCUCUGCCUACUCUGGCUAUAUUACACGUGGUCCAGAUGUGUCAUCUACAUACAGUCUUGACAUCCUCUAUUCAGGCUCUGGCAUUUUAAGGAGAAGUAACAUGAACAUCCGAAUUUUUGACAGAAAUGCUGAACUUCAUGCCAUCCAGGUGGUGAUUGAAGCUCAAGGUCUGGAGUCCAUAAUAGCUGCAACUCCUGAUGAAGGCGAGGAAAACCUGGACUCCUAUGCUGGCAUGUCAGCCAUUCUGUUCGAUGUCCAGCUUAGGCCAGUUACAUUUUUCCAAGGGUACGGUGAUUUAAUGUCUAAAAUGUUCUCAGCAACUGGAGAUCUCAUUAACGUGGUGAAAGGACUUAUCCUCCUGACAGACUACUCACAGGAGAUCCAGCUGCAGUCAGGGCCGAGGGCCAACGCGGAGUUCCUGGGUGGCCUGGCCAUUGACAUCUCAGGAGGGAUGGAGUUCAGCCUGUGGUACAGGGAAUCCAAAACCAACAUCAAGAACCGGGUAGCCAUGUUUAUAGCUGGUAACACCGAGGUGGACUCCUUCUUUGUGAAAACUGGCAUGGAAACCACUUUUGAAGUAGAAACAACAUUAGACUUCAUCUCCACAGUGCAGUUUUCGCAGUACCCGUUUUUAGUCUGUAUGCAGAUGGACAGAGUUGAUUCUCCAUUCAGGAGUUAUGUGACUAAGUAUGAAAGUCUACCAUCGGGCAGACGGUACACUGCAAGGAGGGAGAAGGCAGAACCACUGGCAGGCAAUGAAUACCCUCUCCAUCAAGAGAACUCCAACAUGUGCAGGAAGGUCAUCGGUGUCAAGUCUGAUUCCUCCAGCAACUGGUUUUAAAUGAGCACCUGAGGUUUUGCUUUCCUGCAGCCGUGGCUCCCUCAAUGACUUCAGCUUGUACAUGCCGUACUAACUUGGAGCUUGAUCUUGUGCCACCGCAGUUAAUGGGAAUUUUGGAUGGGAAUUUCAACAAGCCAGGAUCAAACUCUCAGUGUGUGCAGUCUGUUUACAUGUUAACCUGUAUUUAAACCUUUUGUAAAGAAAAGAUAGCUAAGGCAAGUAAAGACCAAUUUGGUAGUAUUCCAUGCACUCCCUCAAGGGUGCUGCUAGUUCUUUAGUUUUACCUUUUUGUGCCAAAAGAGAAAAGAAUCCCUUGUUUUAUUUUCUUGGGGAACACUAAAGUCCAUGGUUUUGACAUGCAGUAGGAACAAUUAUGAUGUAUAAAGAAUGAUUAUUUAUGAAUAUAUUUUAAAGUAUUUAGGUGGCUUAAGCCUUUGACCGACUCUCAUUCAAAUACUGAAGUACAGUUAACAUCUAAAUGGGACCAAAAUUUCCUGCUUACUCAGUAUUGCCUGUUUACAAACAAGCAGGUUUUAUUUUACAUGGUUUUAAAGGAUUUCCCCCUUUUUUAAGCAGUCAGAGCUUGAUUGUUAUUAUUAUUUAUCUUUUGAGGGUUUUUUUAUUAUCUGCUGUAGCUAAAUACAAUUGACUAAAAAUAUGGGGUAACACUUCCAGAAGUACUUAUGGUUGCCUUAAUUCUGCUAUAAUUUCUGUAGUUACCACCAGAGGCAGAGUUAAGUCAACACUGGCUGCUCUUCAAGGUUACCCCCUGAAGGUUUGUGCCCCUGUGUGUAAUCAAGGCAGGUGUAUCUCAAAAAUGAGCAUUCACUAAGGCAAUUCUGAACUAUGAUGAAAGAAAGGGUCCUGAAGGAAAUCAAUUUUGAACGCACAGUUUAAUGAAGCUUGCGCAGAGCCAGAACAUUUUCUUCUAGGUAGGUUCUACUCAUAUUUCACUGCAAAAAAAGUUACCACUACUCAUGCAAUUCCUUUGAUUAAAAUGAUUGUACCUUUUUGCUCAUUCAAGCAGUGUCUUCAUAGGAACUGUGUAAAAAAGAAAUAUGUUUUACAUUUACAACAGCAUGGCAGAUGAGGAAAGAAUAUACCUUAUUCCUACUCAGCUGAUCUCUGACAUGAUUCAUUUUUAUAUGACAAGGUGGGUGACUGCUGGUCACAUAAAAGUAAAAUAAAAAGCCAGGAACGCUUGUUUUCCAAAAUAAACGAAGCCAGGCAGGAAAAACUCACGGAUUUCAUGGAGGAAAAAAGGUGGAAAAAAAGUAUGACAAGAAUUUAAAAGAAAUCCAAAUUCUUCUGUGUUGUAAAAAAACCAAGAGUGCAGAAACCUGCAAAACUCAGGCUAUCAAUGGGAUGAAGCAGUCUGCUUGUUGUCUUUCCUGAAAACGCUGACACACCUCUAGUCAAAGCAUAAAUAAACCAGGUAAAAA
Pezoporus occidentalis (night parrot) is the source of this 4241-nucleotide messenger RNA. RefSeq names its product microsomal triglyceride transfer protein (gene MTTP). Gene Ontology annotation, cellular component: basolateral plasma membrane; endoplasmic reticulum; Golgi apparatus. NCBI's taxonomy places the organism in Eukaryota, Metazoa, Chordata, Aves, Psittaciformes, Psittacidae. Gene Ontology annotation, molecular function: lipid binding. The record is from RefSeq and is a predicted model, not a curated record. The coding region runs from base 121 to 2799 and encodes 892 amino acids. Gene Ontology annotation, biological process: lipoprotein metabolic process; lipid transport; cholesterol homeostasis. The transcript has 18 exons.